AUGUUUGCCAAAAGAUUUUUUUCAACAAGUACAUGUCAUUCUACAAAAGCAUGGAUGACAAAACAUGUGUCCGAUCCAUAUGUUCGUCGUUCUGUUAAAGAAAACUAUCGUGCACGAAGUGCUUUUAAAUUAAUUGAAAUGAAUGAUGCUUAUAAAUUCUUACAACCAGGUCAUGUCGUUAUUGAUAUGGGUGCUGCACCAGGUGCAUGGUCACAGGUACUUGUUAAACAAGUGAAUGCCCGUAUUAAUACACGAAAGAAAGCAAUACAACAAAAUGAAUUAUUACAUCCGAGUGAAAUCACAUCAUUACAUCGACCAAAUCCAGAUUUAAAAUGUGGAACAGUUAUUGCACUCGAUCGUAGUCCAAUAUUUGAAAUACCCGGUGUACAUAUUAUUGAUGAUUGGAAUUUAACAGAAGAAACAACGAGAGAUUGUAAUAAACGAUUACAAGAUUUAUUAAAUCGAUUACAAAUUGAUAAAGUUGAUGGAAUUCUUUCUGAUAUGUGUCCAAAUGUUACUGGAUGUAAAACAAUUGAUCAUUCAGCAAUUGUUAUACUUCAACAGCAAGCUCUUAAUUUUGCUCGUCAAUUAUUAAAACCAAAUGGUUAUUUUUUAUGUAAAUUAUUUCAAGGACAAGAAGCAUUUCAAGAAAUACGUUCAUUACUCGAAUCUCUUUUUCAUAUUGUUCAUCUUAUUAAACCAAGUGCAUCACGCUCUGAAUCAGCAGAAAUGUAUUUAUUAGCUAUGCAAUAUCAUAUCGAUACAUCUAAUAUAUCUUCUAAAACUAAUAAAACAAAUAGUAAUCAAAGAAUAGAAACAGACCAAAGUGAAAUUAAAAGAUUAAUUGAUGAAGCUCGUCGUAUACGAACAAAGAAUAAAGAUAAAUAA
Molecule: messenger RNA, 888 nt
Organism: Adineta steineri
Lineage: Eukaryota; Metazoa; Rotifera; Eurotatoria; Adinetida; Adinetidae
Source: the annotation of a GenBank genome assembly